AUGGUGACAUUGGGAAGAAGUUACUUCUGGGAAGAAUUUUCACAAGCGUUAGGACGUUUGCUUGUCGAAAUACAAAAUAAUUUCAUCGUGGACAAAUACAAUACAUUCGAGAAGAGAUUCAUUUUUAUCAAAUAUACCAAAAUGGCGAAAUAUUAUGUUUUAGUAGCAGUUACCACGAUGACAAUUAGCACUAGUUUUUAUUACAUAAACGCAUUGUUGCUAAAUGUAAAAAUGGUCAUGAGCAAUUCGUCAUUGAGUUACAAACUACCGUACAAAACACGAACUAUGUUCGAUAUACGUGACAUUAGGGUCUUUAUUUUUCUCUGUAUUUAUCAGAUGUUGGUAGUACCAUGUAUUGUACUAGGUUUCGUCGGAUUUGAUUGUUUAUUUGCCAAUCUUGCAUUUCAUAUUACCGCACAAUUUGGAAUUCUCAGUUCUAUGCUCAAAGAAAUUCUCAACGACUCUAAUGCUUUUCAACAUAAUAUAAAGGAACUUUUACUUCGACAUUACGUAUUGAUAAGACAAGCGAAAACUUUGGAAGAUACUUUUAAUGUAAUAAUAUUGCAACAAUUAAUUGGCACAACGUUGCAACUUUGUACAGCUGCUUAUAAUACAAUCUUGGACUCAGUAAGCAAAGAAACAUUAACGUUAAUCAUAUUCUGCCUUUAUGCUUUGAGCACAUUGAAUACAUUGUUUCUUUAUUGUUACAUCGGCGAGUGUCUUAUUCAAGAAAGUAUGAGCCUAAGCAAUGCAAUUUAUCGUUACGAGUGGUAUAACAUGUCACCAAUCAACUUAAAAAUGGUAAUAAUUUGUAUGCUGCGAAUGAAGAAACCACAGCAAUUAACUUCCGAUUCUCAAAACUACGAUGGGAUAUCUAUCACUACUGCGAACACUUCUAUGAAGAUAUUUUUGCAUUCUUUAAAGGUUCACUUAUUAAAGAGAACACUUAUAAUUUUCAUAAUAAUUAAACGUCGUUUCAAGAAACCGGAUAUAACUUAUUUGAAAAAAGGGGUAAACUCGGUGGUAGGUCUUUAUCGUUGUCACCCUAACACCCCAAUGGAAAAGUUACUUUACGUGAAACUUUCUUUCGCCAGGACGAUAUCAACAACCUCCCUUUUAUGA
Vespa mandarinia (Asian giant hornet) is the source of this 1122-nucleotide messenger RNA. RefSeq names its product odorant receptor 13a-like. Lineage: Eukaryota; Metazoa; Arthropoda; Insecta; Hymenoptera; Vespidae. Gene Ontology annotation, biological process: detection of chemical stimulus involved in sensory perception of smell; sensory perception of smell. The record is from RefSeq and is a predicted model, not a curated record. Gene Ontology annotation, molecular function: olfactory receptor activity; odorant binding. Gene Ontology annotation, cellular component: plasma membrane.